UGGAUUCCAACCGCCAUUAAACGUCAUCGAAGAAGAAGGUACCUAAGAAGAAGUUUACGGAAAAUGGCCAGCUUUGGCAGGGUUGCUGGAGUUUUGAGAAACUUUUGGAGGAGACCUUGGUCAUAUAGAACGCUGCAUAGUGCCCUGAGACCUGGCAUUUUGGGGUCUGCCGUUGGAAGCGGGCUGGUAUAUUUUCACUUUGAGUCGAGCAAGAGGUUUUUGCCCUUCACCGUCCAUGCCGAGGAGGAAAAGGUGCUUCCAGUAUCCCAGAUGUCUGCCAGACGGAUGCGCUUCAACCAGUUUGCCUCAAUGAUGUACGAUGAGGAGCUCUACAUGACACCAAGGGAUUUCCUCUUCUCAAUCAUGCUGGAGAAUGUUGACCGUAAAUUGCAAAAUAAAGCUCUAACCAAAAAGGAGGUGGAUAAGAUGCUGGAUGCUGCCUCAUGGGCCAAGGCAGGCAACAGUCUGUUCAGAAACUUUGGAGACAAUGGUCUGAUAUCCUACACAGAGUACCUGUUCCUGUUGACUAUUCUGACCAAGCCACACACAGGAUUUCAUAUAGCUUUCAAAAUGCUUGAUAUUGAUGGCAAUGAGCAUGUGGACAGAAAGGAGUUUCUCAAGCUCAAGAAAAUCAUUGGGAAAAGAAAAGAGAAAGUGCCCAUGGAAGGUGCCACAGACGUGAAACCAGUCGUAGAGGGGGAUGGUGUGAACACUACACUGCAGGCAUUCUUCUUUGGCAGGAAUGGCAAAAACAAGCUUCAGUACAAUGUAUUCUGCAGGUUCAUGGAGGACCUGCAGGCAGAGGUGCAGGAGAUGGAGUUCUUGCAGUUUUCCAAGGGCAUGGACACCAUGCGGCGGGAGGACUUUGCAGAGUGGCUGCUGCACUACACCAACGAGGAAGCCAACGAGGCCUACUGGGAGAACAUGAGGAAGAGGAUCCCCGCUGGCCAGAGCAUCACAUUUGAUGAGUUCAAAGCGUUUUGCCUAUUCACCAACAACCUGGAGGACUUUGCCUUCUCUGUGAAAAUGAUAAGUGAAGCCAACCGACCUAUUGGAAUGGUCCAAUUUAAGCGAGCUGUGAAGAUCGCCACAGGGCACGACCUCUCGGAGAACGUGCUGGACACUGUGUUCAAGAUCUUUGACCUGGACGGCGAUAACUGCCUGAGCCACAAGGAGUUUAUCGGAGUGAUGGAGGACCGAGUACUACGUGGCUUGAAGGUGCAGCCCCAGCGUGGCAUCAUAGAUUAUUGGAAGUGUGUGAAGAGGGAGACACUGAAAGGGGCCCAAGAGGCCCUCCGGGACACAGGAAGCCCUUUCUGAGGGGUCACGUUGUUGGAUCAAGAAGCUCCUUGUGAGGUUUCACUGGGUGACUCCAAUGUAAAGCAUUGAUGGCUGACCAUCAAGUUGCUCAUUAUCACUUGAUAUUUGUCAAUGGAUUAUUAAUAUGGUCCUCAUGAACCAGAUCAAUAAGGGAUGAUGCCAAAUUCUAUAUUUUUCAGGCUUCCUUUUUGUUUGUGAAAAUGUUAUUACAAUAUACAUAAUCUAUGGGUAAGUGUUUUGUUUACAAUAUUUUUUAUAUUUUCUAAUUAGGCUUGGGUGUUAUACUGGGGUAUUGCCGAAUACCGACGGUAUGAUUUUCAAUACCGUGCUACGCCACUACUUAUAGCAGACAUUCAAUCGCCUCAUGGAUCGAGAUCCCUAGUGCCUAAAUUGUUGUGUCAAAAAAAAGUAUUAAUCUUUUGGGUGCCACUUAUGUGAACAUUUAGCGAUACUGUAUACCUCGGUAUGGUACAGAAACGGUAUGAAAAUCUAGAUACCGCCCAAUUCUAAUCAUGGAAAUUGGUUGUGAUGCUUGGUAGCAGUCUAUGCAUACAAGGCAUGUGAAAUGUGAGCUCGUUUGACAUUUAUUGAAUGUCUGUCACCUUUUUCUACCCUAUCUCGCUGCUCAAAUACAUUGUUUACAGUUAGAGGUGGUUUACUGUGGUAUCAUUGGAAUUUCAAAAUGCUGAAUCAUGGAAAAAGUUAAGUAUUAAAUAUGUGCCUGUCUUCAAAUAUCUAUGUACAGUUGUGCUGUAAUAUAUUGGCACCCUUUCAGAAUUCCCUUCUUAAAUAAAUUGUAAUUUAGGACUUGGUGUUUGUUUGAUUUGGAAUUGAUUUUUCAACGUCAAAUGGCCUGGACUAAAUUAUACAAAAUUCUAAUUAAUUUGGUUGGAAUCAGGUUAACGGUGUAAUUUCUCAACAGGGUAAAAAUAGCAUUUCAAACAGUUUUGAACUUUCCUCCUUUGGAAAGUGCAACUGUAUACCUUUUCUAAGAUGAAUUAAAUGUUU
This is a messenger RNA of Oncorhynchus mykiss (rainbow trout), 2328 nucleotides long. Its product is annotated as calcium uptake protein 2, mitochondrial. The record is from RefSeq and is a predicted model, not a curated record. Gene Ontology annotation, biological process: mitochondrial calcium ion homeostasis; calcium import into the mitochondrion. Gene Ontology annotation, cellular component: uniplex complex. Gene Ontology annotation, molecular function: calcium ion binding. Lineage: Eukaryota; Metazoa; Chordata; Actinopteri; Salmoniformes; Salmonidae.